UUGUCGCUGUUCAUUGUUGGUGUACAAGAUCUAUAAUAAUUCUGGAACAAUCUGGGAAUAUAAAAAAAAAGUAUUUUUAGCACUAUUAACAUAUUUAUUUAUUGCUUAGAGACUCAGGUUGAAAUCUCAAAAUCAAUCAAUCAACUUGCUGCUGAGAAAGAGUUUUUGACAGACAGAGACUUUCUAGAUAGAUUAUGACAGCUGGGAACAUGUCGAAAGCGGCGAACUAUUAACCUCUAUUUUAACAACAACAAGUGAAAGACGUAGCUUGUCACGCACACAAAAGUAAUAAACCUGGCCUGCAUUUGUCAUGCCUUGCCUCACAGCAAGAAGCUCUAUCAAUACGUAUAAAUUCGACCUUUCCUUUUUUAUAUAGGUAAGGCAUUAGUAUAAACUCAAUCUUUUAAGUCUAAGCAAAUAAAUACAUACAUUCAAAUUCAACGAUUUUGUGUGCAUCAAAAAAAAAUUGUUAGAUAGGUAUUUAGAAAUUAAUAUCGUUAGUAAUCUCCAAACAUCCGGUAGUUUUUCAAAAAUAAAACAGCGCACAUAAUUUAUAAGCUUACUUUGAAUUUUAUUACACAAUCAAGAACCCUCUUGGAACAUAAAUAAAAUGUUAAUACAAUUUAUAAUACUGUUUUAUUGUAUCUUAUAUAUUACUGAACCUCAAUCUUUUGUGGGUUGUACGGAGCUUCACCAUAUUUCAUUAUGAUUAAGAGUCUGAGACGGUAUUUAAAAAUCAAAGUUUUAUCCUGUUGUAUAAAUAUUAUGCAAACAAGAUUGUAUUUUGUAUCCGUACAAUUUAAAUCAAUAAUUUUAUUAGGCUAAGGCUACAUUAGAGUUGUUGAUUAUAUUAUUAAAAUUGAGAUUAACUUAAUAGAGGUAAGACAAACUCCCGUUAAUUUAUCAAUGAUACGGGACUCAAACCGGCGACCUCUCGGGUUCUGUUGUUCGAGUGACUCAUGGAUCGUAAAUCUUGGAAUGUCUUGUUCAACUCUCAGGUUGUGGCUUUAUCUACAGGAUCUACUUUAUAGUCGAUAACCUGCUCAAUCCCAAUAAUUGCAUAUUAGGAAAUUGACUUGACAUGUCGCUAUUUCAAUAUAAAAAAUUUGUAAUUUUAAAGUGAUAACCCUCAAUUCUGAGAUUAGUUAAAUUAAAUUUGUUUUUCAUUUCAUUUUAUUCAUUUGAUUUUUAUUUCAUAAUGACGUUAUUAUGAGCUUAGUACCAGUUUUGUGUUUUAAUAAGCGUAGGCGAAACCGCUAAUAAUAGCUUUCCUAUAAAGCCUAGCUUCAGGUUGUGGUCACAGGAGCAUUGCCCUCAUUCCAGUCCGGAGGCUUAGAGUAUCAGGAUCUUUGCUUCUUGUGAUUUCAAAUAAUAAUUAUGUGGAAAGUAUUUGUGACUGUGUUGGUAAUAUGUGUAUGUAUUCAGGCGCAUAUGCUAGAAGCGAAUGAAAAACAAUUGGUAUCGUUAACGGACACUACGGAGGAUUAUUCAGAAGAAAUUUUUGAAAGCCAACGAAAUAGAUGCAAUUGUCGCUGCGGUGAAAGAAACGAGGCUUCUCGAAUAGUUGGAGGUGUGGAGACCAGCGUCAAUGAAUUCCCCUGGGUGGCUCGCUUAACGUACUUCAACAAAUUCUACUGCGGUGGAAUGAUCAUCAAUGAUAAAUAUGUUAUGACUGCUGCGCAUUGUGUUAAAGGCUUAAUGUGGUUUAUGAUAAAAGUAACCCUUGGCGAACAUAAUCGAUGCAACGAGACGCACAGGCCAGUGACUCGAUACGUAGUCCAGGUACUGGCUCAUAACUUCACCUAUAUCGACUUCAGGGACGACAUUGCGUUGUUGAAGCUCAAUGAAAGGGUAGAAAUUACGAAUACUGUGAAGCCAGUGUGCCUACCUCACAAUGAUGAGAACGACUAUAUUGGUGUAAAAGCUAUAGCUGCCGGCUGGGGAUCUAUUGGAGAACAGAGAAACCAUUCCUGCAACUUAUUGGACGUAGAGCUACCCAUAAUGAGUAAUGAUGAUUGUAAGAAAACUAAAUAUGAAUCUUCAAUGAUUGUUGAUGGAAUGCUAUGUGCUGGUUACCCCGACGAAGGAAAGAAGGACACUUGCCAGGGCGACAGUGGGGGUCCAUUAUCUGCUGAAAGGAAAGACAAAAGAUAUGAACUUUUAGGCAUUGUGUCCUGGGGUAUUGGAUGUGGAAGACAAGGAUAUCCUGGAGUAUACACUCGUGUUACGAAAUACUUGUACUGGAUCAAACACAACGCCAGACACGGCUGUUUUUGUAGAGACUGAAGUACCCGAAUAGACAAUACUACUCAAUAUCAUUUUAUACCCGUAUCUCAUAUGUCGUAACAUUUUACCAAAUUUCAAUUUUCUUCAGUGACCAGUAUCUUUUAAUUAAAAGGCCCGCAUAUUACAACAUUAUUUCUAUUAUAUUGUUCUGUUUGUUUAAAUACUGCACAGAGAGUAUCUAAAUCUUCUAACAUUGAUGUAUUUUUCUGUAAUAAAAACUAUUUUAUA
Messenger RNA from Leptidea sinapis, 2514 nucleotides. Its product is annotated as trypsin-7-like. NCBI's taxonomy places the organism in Eukaryota, Metazoa, Arthropoda, Insecta, Lepidoptera, Pieridae. The record is from RefSeq and is a predicted model, not a curated record. Gene Ontology annotation, molecular function: serine-type endopeptidase activity. The transcript has 7 exons. Gene Ontology annotation, biological process: proteolysis. Bases 1378 to 2286 code for a protein of 302 amino acids.